CCUGCCUCGGCCUCCGCUUCAGCCUCGCGCGCCCAGUCGCCGCCGGGUCUCUUGAUUACUAUGAGAAGAGGAGACACCAGAAGGAUUUCUUAAAUGGUUAUUUGAUUUCAUCAGAAAUUACAGUUGACUUCUUGGCUGUAUCUGGGGCUCCUUUUCAUCUUGCAGUCACAAGUCCAGUGCCUUCCUCCACCUCCCUUGAGUUCCUGCAGUGUGAAGUAAGGUGCAGGUGAUGUUACAAAACUGGCAGGGAGACUGAACAGUACUCAUACCUUCACCAUCAGGAGUCUGUUGUCCUGGGAGACCUAUUGAGACAAAUCUCAGAUCUGUCUGCUCUCAGAAGAUUGCGGAAGCAGAAGAUUCAGUAACUGAGAGGCCUCCUUCAAGCUGCUGGAAACUAUUACAGAAGGAACACCUCCCAGAUUUUGCUUCAAGCUCUAAAAAGGAGCACACAGGGGAAGCUUAGUCUUUCUUGGGAUCGAAGCAAAUGCUGUCGGAGCGAUGAACUGGGACUUUAUGUGCGGACUCCUGGCUUGAUCUUGCUAGGAUUGGGUGUAUGUUGUUGGAACGGGCAGGCCAAGAGGCCCUGAAACCUGCAGGCGCCGUCUGUAUGGAGACAAGCGGCUGUAGUCCAUUUCCAGUGUGUUGGGCUAAAGAAUAUGACCGAUACCUAGCAUCUAGCAAAAGAAUGGCAGCUGCAUACCUCGACCCAAACUUGAAUCAUACACCAAGUUCAAGUACUAAGACUCACUUGGGUACCGGCAUGGAGCGGUCCCCUGGUGCAAUGGAGCGAGUAUUGAAGGUCUUUCAUUAUUUUGAAAGCAGUAGUGAGCCAACCACAUGGGCCAGUAUUAUCAGGCAUGGAGAUGCUACUGAUGUCAGGGGUAUCAUUCAGAAGAUAGUGGACAGUCACAAAGUAAAGCAUGUGGCCUGCUACGGAUUCCGCCUCAGUCACCUGCGGUCGGAGGAGGUGCACUGGCUGCACGCGGACAUGGGUGUCUCCAGUGUGAGGGAGAAGUAUGAGCUCGCCCACCCACCAGAGGAGUGGAAAUAUGAAUUGAGAAUUCGUUACUUGCCAAAAGGAUUUCUAAACCAGUUUACAGAAGACAAACCAACAUUGAAUUUCUUCUAUCAGCAGGUGAAGAGCGACUACAUGUUAGAGAUAGCUGAUCAAGUGGACCAGGAAAUUGCUUUGAAAUUGGGAUGUCUGGAAAUAAGGAGAUCCUACUGGGAGAUGCGGGGCAAUGCGCUGGAAAAGAAAUCUAACUAUGAAGUAUUAGAAAAAGAUGUUGGUUUAAAGCGAUUUUUCCCUAAGAGUUUACUGGAUUCUGUCAAGGCCAAAACACUAAGAAAACUAAUCCAGCAAACAUUCAGGCAGUUUGCCAACCUUAAUAGAGAAGAAAGUAUUCUGAAAUUCUUUGAGAUCCUGUCUCCAGUGUACAGAUUUGACAAAGAAUGCUUCAAGUGUGCCCUUGGGUCAAGUUGGAUUAUUUCUGUGGAACUGGCCAUUGGCCCGGAAGAAGGGAUCAGUUACCUGACUGACAAGGGCUGCAAUCCCACACAUCUGGCUGACUUCAACCAAGUGCAGAGCAUUCAGUAUUCAAACAGUGAGGACAAGGACAGGAAGGGUAUGCUGCAGCUCAAGAUCGCAGGCGCCCCUGAGCCUCUGACAGUGACAGCGCCAUCCCUAACUAUUGCAGAGAACAUGGCUGACCUGAUUGAUGGAUACUGCCGGCUGGUGAACGGAGCCACGCAGUCCUUCAUUAUCAGACCCCAGAAAGAAGGUGAACGAGCAUUGCCAUCAAUACCAAAGUUGGCCAACAGUGAAAAGCAAGGCAUGCGGACACACGCAGUCUCUGUGUCAGAUGAAAUUAGUGGGGACGAGACUGAUGAUUACGCUGAGAUCAUCGAUGAAGAGGACACGUACACCAUGCCUUCAAAAAGCUAUGGAAUAGAUGAAGCCAGGGAUUAUGAGAUUCAAAGAGAAAGAAUAGAGCUUGGGCGCUGCAUUGGAGAAGGCCAGUUUGGAGAUGUGCAUCAAGGCGUGUAUUUAAGCCCAGAGAAUCCAGCUUUGGCAGUUGCAAUUAAAACAUGUAAAAACUGUACUUCGGACAGCGUGAGAGAGAAAUUCCUUCAAGAAGCCUUAACAAUGCGGCAGUUUGACCAUCCUCAUAUUGUGAAGCUGAUUGGAGUCAUCACAGAGAAUCCUGUCUGGAUAAUCAUGGAGCUGUGCACACUUGGAGAGCUGCGGUCAUUUUUGCAAGUCAGGAAAUAUAGCUUGGAUCUUGCAUCUUUGAUCCUGUAUGCCUAUCAGCUUAGUACAGCACUGGCAUAUCUGGAGAGCAAAAGGUUUGUCCACAGGGACAUUGCUGCUCGGAAUGUUCUGGUGUCCUCAAAUGAUUGUGUGAAAUUGGGAGACUUUGGAUUAUCCCGGUAUAUGGAAGAUAGUACUUACUACAAAGCAUCCAAAGGAAAAUUGCCUAUUAAAUGGAUGGCUCCAGAGUCAAUCAAUUUCCGACGGUUUACCUCAGCUAGUGACGUGUGGAUGUUUGGUGUAUGUGUGUGGGAGAUACUGAUGCAUGGUGUGAAGCCUUUUCAAGGAGUGAAGAACAAUGAUGUGAUCGGUCGAAUUGAAAAUGGGGAAAGAUUACCAAUGCCUCCAAAUUGUCCUCCCACCCUCUACAGCCUUAUGACGAAAUGCUGGGCCUAUGACCCCAGCAGGCGGCCCAGGUUUACUGAACUUAAAGCUCAGCUCAGCACAAUCCUGGAGGAGGAGAAGGUGCAGCAAGAAGAACGGAUGAGGAUGGAGUCCAGAAGACAGGCCUCAGUGUCCUGGGAUUCUGGAGGGUCUGACGAAGCACCACCCAAGCCCAGCAGACCUGGCUAUCCUAGUCCAAGGUCCAGUGAAGGGUUUUAUCCCAGCCCACAGCACAUGGUACAGACCAAUCAUUACCAGGUCUCUGGCUACCCGGGUUCCCAUGGAAUCGCAGCCAUGGCUGGCAGCAUCUACCCAGGUCAGGCAUCCCUUCUGGACCAAACAGAAUCAUGGAAUCACAGACCUCAGGAGGUGUCUAUGUGGCAGCCCAGCAUGGAGGACUCGGCGGCGUUGGACCUUCGGGGGAUCGGGCAGGUGCUGCCCCCUCACCUGAUGGAAGAGCGGCUGAUCCGACAGCAGCAGGAAAUGGAGGAAGACCAACGCUGGUUGGAGAAGGAGGAGAGAUUUCUGAAACCUGACGUGAGGCUUUCUCGAGGUAGCAUCGACAGGGAGGAUGGAAGUCUUCAGGGCCUGCCUGGAAACCAGCACAUUUAUCAGCCUGUGGGCAAACCAGAUCCUUCAGCUCCACCAAAAAAACCGCCACGCCCUGGAGCCCCUGGCCACCUGGGCAGCCUGGCCAGUCUGAGCAGCCCUGGGGACAGCUACAAUGAGGGUGUCAAGCCAUGGAGGCUUCAGCCCCAGGAAAUAAGCCCCCCUCCCACUGCCAACCUGGACCGGUCCAAUGACAAGGUGUAUGAGAAUGUGACAGGCCUGGUGAAAGCUGUUAUUGAGAUGUCCAGCAAGAUCCAGCCAGCCCCGCCGGAGGAGUACGUCCCCAUGGUGAAGGAAGUGGGCUUGGCCCUGCGAACAUUACUGGCCACUGUGGAUGAGACCAUUCCUGUCCUCCCAGCUAGCACACAUCGAGAGAUUGAGAUGGCUCAGAAGCUGCUGAACUCCGACCUGGGUGAGCUCAUCGGCAAGAUGAAGCUGGCGCAGCAGUAUGUCAUGACCAGCCUGCAGCAGGAGUACAAGAAGCAGAUGCUGACUGCCGCACAUGCCCUGGCCGUAGAUGCCAAGAACCUGCUCGAUGUCAUUGACCAAGCAAGACUCAAACUGCUAGGACAGACGAGGCCACACUGAGCGUCAUCAGGCGAGAAGGAAGUCUUUCUGCCCUUCGGAGAUGUUCUCUAGCCUUCCACCAGCAGCGAGGAAUGGCUGUUUCCUCAGUCGCCAGCACUCGCAGCUCCCACGGAACGACAGCUAGUUUUGAAAAUCUCUCGUCUGCAUUUGACCACAUUUAGAUUGGGUUCAUUUUUGUUAUUUUUCUAAAUCAUAAUGUUCAGAAAAGUCUGGAUCCAAAAUGUGGAUUUUUCUGAGAAUGGAAAUUGUGCAGGAAGAAGCUUUGAAGAGUCACAAAGGACAGUUGGUAUUUACAGUGGGUUGCCUCUCAUUGGAAAAUGCAUUAGUGGAAUGGCUUGGGGACCAUGUUAAUUCCCAGCCCACCGUUGCUGCAUUGGUAGAAGAGCAAAGAGUCUGUGAGGAGUCCAGGAGGCCGCAAGACCUUUCAGGCCAGUUCCUGUCCAGGCUGGACACCCUUCAGAUGCAAUAUGCUAAUCCAUUUACAAGGAAGGAAUAUAAAAGCUGUAUUUUGAAAGCUUGCUUCAGAAGAAAGCUACCACCCUUUCUCUCCCUUUUUACUUUCCCGUGGAUACUGAAGCACUGGGUUGCGAACUAGCUAUAGAGCAGGACUAAAACUCUUGUCUUUUCUCACCAGAAUUCUGUGCCAGUUUUUUGUAGCAAUGUAAUUUCUCUUGGAAGCAGAAAUGCUUUGUACCAGAGCACCUCCAAACUGUAUUGAGAAGACGUCCCAGGACCAUCCCUGUUUUCCAUUUUUAUAUAAUUUAUAAAGAAAGAUUAAAGCCAUGUUGACUAUUUUGUAGCCACUGGAGCUAACUAACCUUCAUUGCGUCUGUCUUCCCAGGAGAGAAUCCCAUGCAACAGAGACUGGGGGAAUCUGAUUCUCUGUAGAUGUGCAGUUGUCACACCAUCUGUUCUGUUAGGUGAUUUUGAAGAGUAUGCCCUCCCUUUAGUUGUUGGGGGAUAUAAAUUAUUCUCAGGAAGAAUAUAAUGAAUUGUACAGUUACUUUGACCUAUUAAAGAGGUGGCGCACAGUG
Molecule: messenger RNA, 4926 nt
Organism: Jaculus jaculus (lesser Egyptian jerboa)
Lineage: Eukaryota; Metazoa; Chordata; Mammalia; Rodentia; Dipodidae
Gene: Ptk2
Product: protein tyrosine kinase 2
Exons: 37
Coding region: 554-3892 (1112 amino acids)
Biological process (GO): protein phosphorylation; signal complex assembly
Cellular component (GO): cytoskeleton; focal adhesion
Molecular function (GO): protein tyrosine kinase activity; ATP binding
Source: RefSeq, a predicted model, not a curated record